Molecule: messenger RNA, 3682 nt
Organism: Danio aesculapii
Lineage: Eukaryota; Metazoa; Chordata; Actinopteri; Cypriniformes; Danionidae
Gene: rps6ka3a
Product: ribosomal protein S6 kinase a, polypeptide 3a
Exons: 22
Coding region: 264-2465 (733 amino acids)
Biological process (GO): protein phosphorylation; intracellular signal transduction
Molecular function (GO): ribosomal protein S6 kinase activity; ATP binding; magnesium ion binding
Source: RefSeq, a predicted model, not a curated record
CGGGGCGAAGACGCCAUGUUGAGCGAAAACGGAAGUGUUUUACUCCCCUGUUAAAAACAUAUUCUGAAUGUUUGCGAAGAGGAACCGGACGCGUUAGGAGUAAAAAGCUUCCCUUUAGGCGUUUGAACAUAAUCCGCGAUUGAAUUACGCGUUAGAAAAGAAUCAUUCUCUUUGUGGGUCUCUUUAAGAGCAACUUUACACAGACUGACAGACCGUCAAAUCACUUCACGGGGUGACCGUAAGUUAAAGAUCGGGUCCUGAAGAUGCCACUGGCGCAGUGUGCAGACCCCUGGCAGAAGUUGCCGGUGGGGCAUAUGGAGAAUGAGGAUGACUCCAUGGUUGAGGAUGAUUCUCUUGUUCACGAUGAGGGCUCGGUGAAGGAAAUCAGCAUCACUCAUCAUGUCAAAGAGGGCUCGGAGAAAGCAGACCCACGGCAGUUUGAGCUCCGCAAAGUGCUGGGUCAGGGCUCUUUUGGCAAGGUGUUCCUUGUCAAGAAGAUCUCUGGGCCUGAUGCAGGACAACUCUACGCUAUGAAAGUGCUAAAGAAAGCUACGUUAAAAGUGCGAGAUCGAGUGCGUACAAAAAUGGAGAGGGACAUCCUAGUUGAGGUCAACCAUCCAUUUAUUGUUAAACUGCACUAUGCAUUUCAGACAGAAGGUAAACUCUAUCUGAUACUGGACUUUCUCAGAGGAGGAGAUCUCUUCACUCGGCUGUCUAAAGAGGUGAUGUUUACAGAGGAGGAUGUUAAGUUUUACCUAGCAGAGCUGGCUCUGGCACUGGACCAUUUACAUGGACUGGGAAUCAUCUACAGAGAUCUCAAGCCAGAAAAUAUUCUCUUGGAUGAUGAUGGACACAUCAAACUUACAGAUUUUGGUUUGAGUAAAGAGUCCAUUGACCAUGAGAACAAGGCAUAUUCGUUUUGUGGUACGGUGGAAUAUAUGGCUCCAGAAGUUGUCAACCGCAGAGGUCACACCCAGAGUGCCGAUUGGUGGUCUUAUGGUGUGCUAAUGUUUGAAAUGCUGACUGGAGCACUUCCAUUCCAAGGGAAAGACCGAAAGGAGACCAUGACGAUGAUCUUGAAGGCGAAGCUGGGCAUGCCUCAGUUCCUCAGCCCUGAAGCCCAGUCUCUGCUCCGCAAUCUGUUCAAAAGGAAUCCUGGCAAUCGCUUGGGAGCUGGACCUGAUGGAGUAGAAGGAAUCAAAAGACAUUCUUUCUUUACCAGAAUCGACUGGAAUAAAUUAUUCAGAAAAGAACUGCCUCCUCCCUUCAAGCCAGCCAUCAAGAAGCCAGAUGACACUUUCUACUUUGACUCCGAAUUCACUGCCAAAACCCCACGAGACUCUCCUGGUGUCCCUCCAAGUGCCAAUGCCCAUCAGCUCUUCAGAGGAUUUAGUUUUGUUGCUACUGGAGUAGAAGAAGAGAGCCAGCCACCCAUUCAGAGUAACAUCAACAUGAGCAGCAUACUCCAGCAGUCCCACCGGAGCACACUUCAGUUCACAGAUGCAUAUGAAGUUAAAGAAGACAUCGGCGUGGGCUCCUAUUCCGUCUGCAAGCGCUGUGUGCAAAAGAGCACAGGAAUGGACUAUGCUGUUAAGAUUAUCAAAAAGGAGAGGAGAGAUCCAACAGAGGAGGUUGAGAUCCUGCUGCGGUACGGACAACAUCCCAACAUCAUCACCCUGAAGGACGUCUUUGAUGAUGGGCGAUCAGUGUACCUGGUCACAGAGUUGAUGAAAGGUGGAGAACUACUGGAUAAAAUCCUCCGACAAAAGUUUUUCUCUGAGAGAGAAGCCAGCGCUGUCCUCUACACCAUUACAAAGACUGUUGAGUAUCUGCACGCCCAAGGGGUAGUCCACCGAGACCUAAAGCCCAGCAAUAUACUGUAUGUGGAUGAAUCUGGAAACCCAGAAUCAAUCAGGAUCUGUGAUUUUGGUUUUGCUAAACAACUCCGAGCAGAAAAUGGACUGCUGAUGACACCAUGCUACACUGCUAACUUUGUUGCUCCAGAGGUCCUGAAAAAGCAAGGCUAUGAUGCAGCUUGUGAUAUCUGGAGUCUGGGAGUUCUUCUUUAUACCAUGCUCACUGGAUUCACUCCAUUUGCAAAUGGUCCAGAAGACACACCGGAAGAGAUUCUGGCUCGCAUUGGCAGUGGCAAAUUCUCCUUGACUGGUGGAUACUGGAAUUCUGUAUCACAUGAUGCAAAGGACCUCGUAUCAAAGAUGCUGCAUGUUGACCCUCAUAAAAGAUUAACGGCUGCUCAAGUACUUCGCCAUCCAUGGAUAAUCAACAAGGACCAGUUACCCAAAUACCAACUCAACCGGCAGGACGCCCCUCACCUAGUGAAGGGAGCGAUGGCAGCCACUUACUCAGCCCUGAACAGAAAUGUUUCUCCUGUCCUGGAUCCAGUGGGCUGUUCCACACUGGCUCAGCGCCGUGGUCUCAAAAAGCUGACCUCUACCGCACUGUGACCAUUCAGACCUGAGCUACAAACUACAAAAGGCACAUGCGAUUGAGAGAUUCAUAGCGAUUCUACCAUCAUCACCAAACUGCAGUCCAAACCAAAAAACAAAUAAUCUUUUUCAGUACUUGCCACUCAUGACCAUGUAGAAUAUUAUACAGCGCUCUUAGGUGAAUAUUAAAUUCAUGUACAAUUGUUUUAUGAAAAUACUCUAGAAAUUUACUUCAUAUAAGAUUAUAUAAAGUAUUUCUGUUCAGUCUGUGUGGAGAUGAUCAUGUAUUAAUGCAUGUCAGGAGAUGUAUUGCGGUGGUAAUGUCAUGUACAAUGGCUGUUCGCAACUGCCACUAACUUUAAAACAGACCUCAUGUGCUGAAAUUCCUCUCUCAAGCUUUUCUGCUCAAGAGAAAGCGCUGUGAGCGAGUUCUGCCACUAUGUGCGACGUCAGAUGGUGUUUGAACAGUGUUGAAACCGUUUGUGUGAAAUCAAAGAGAACUAUGCAAGUAAACGUUGUGUGUCCCUGGAAUUGUAGUGUGAAUGUCACAAACCAAGUAUUCUCUGCUAAUAUAGUGUUUUAAUUGAGCAAAGUGGUCAAAAAAAAAAAAAAUACGAUGAACGUGUUUUAAAAGUAAUUGAUUUGCAUAAAAGACAAUCAAUAUAGUGACCUCAUUCUUCAAUCUUCUUCCAACUUACGCAAAACCACUUUUAUGCUGUGUCUUUCCUAAUGAAUAUGGUAGAGUUUUAUGGGAUGGCUUUAUAAGAGCAGUUUUUAUAAUAUUGGUAAUGACCAACGUACUGCUGUCUUACUCUUAAGUGAUUGAAACACUCCUAUUUUUUUGUAUUAUUAUUAUAUUUUUUUUGUUAAAGGGAAUUAUGCAGGCUGUAUUACGCAUCUUUUUUCCAAUCAUGAUUUUAAAGACUAUUGAGAAUGUAUUAUUUUUUUAUACCUGAUGAUGAACCGUUUUCUGUAAGUUUGUAUGUGAGGCCACAUGUUUGAGGGGGCUCGGGUCACUGGUGCGUCCUGUUGUCCUGGAAUGAAUUUACAUUGAUUAGUCCAACUGUUUUUAUAAAUUAUUGCUGCUGUAUUUUAUUAAUCACAGUGCAGAAAUGUCCUGGUGAUCUCUCCUGGCCUCUAUUGUAUUACAUUGGCCACAUAUAUUUUUUUUUUCAGCACAUUUUUGCUUUGGACAGCAGUUUUUAUUCAUGUAUUAAAACAAAUCUUGCAUUACA